CAGCUCGUUCGCCAGUUCCGGUCACGUUGCUGGGUGUUUACGCCUCGAGCCCGCCCCGGCCCCCUUCGGCGCCCCCGAACCCCCGGAGCCCCUGCCCGACUGCCCCGCAGCCUCCCAGCAGCUGAUGGCGCCGCAGCCAGGGCGGGCGCUGCGGAACCCCGGGCGCAGCUAGCGCGGGGGAAAAGAGCGCCGCCCCCACCCAGCCCGGCCCCGACCCCGGGCCCCGCCGGCCGGUGGCUCCCAGGUCCCGAAGGUGGGGCCAGGCCUGGGCUGCCAUGGAUACCGUGUCCCUGCAGCAUCAGAUCCAGAGCGUGCAACGCCACAUCAGCUUCCUGAAAAAGGAGCAGAUGGCCCUGCUGCGAGACCUGCACCUGGAGAUCCUGAGGCUGCAGAAACGCUGCUCAGAACUGACGCAUGACCUGGAAAUGAGAGAGGUCCAAUCUCACCAGCAAGAGGCGGCAUCCCGGGAGUUGGAGAGCAAGUGCCGCGCCCUGGAGUCGCAGCUGGAGGCGCGGGCCGCGGCCAACGCGGAGCUGCGGCGGGAGGUGGCGCAGCGCGAGGCGCUGGUGUCCGCGCUGCGCUGCAGCCUCCGCACCGAGGAACGCCGCUUCCUGGAGGAGCUGCGCCGCCGCAGCCACCGCGCCACCGUGCUGGGCACCGAGCUGCAGAAGCACACCGAGGCGGCCGCCUACCUCUCCUGCCAGCUACACGCGGCGCGCCAGAGAUUGCAGGCCCCGCGCCCGGGCCCCGGCGGCGCCGCUGCCGCCGAACCCCGGCCUCGCCGCCGCGCACCGCGGGCCCGCCGCCCGCCCGCCGCCCACGAGGCCGCCGCCAAGGGCCCCGGCCGGGACUGGGCCGCCUGGGACCGCGGGGCCUGCGCCCUGGACGACGCCGAACCCAUGCCCGACCCCGCGCUCUUCCUCUACGCCCGGAGGCCGCUGCGGCCCACCGGUCGCAGCCCGCGCCAGCCGCCUCCCCAGGAGCCCCCGGACCGAGCCGGCCCGCAGCAUCCAGCGCCUUGCGCGCCCGGGGACCCGGAGUAGGCCCGGGGUGACGCGGGGCGCACGGGGAGGGUCGGCCAGGGACGCAGCUCGGGCCGCGCAGAUAGGUCCCGGGGGCCGAGGGCGGCCGUCCCUCCUCCAGGAAGCGAGUCGCGGCGGCCCCGGCUCCCCCACCCCUAGAACCGCCAGCCUUUUGUACUUCCCGACGUUUCCAAAGCUUCCAGCGCUCUCCUCCCGCGAGAUGCCUCCGCGGGGCCGAGCGGCGGCACCUUCUUUCCGGGGAGGCCUAGCUGUCCGGAUCCUGACCCGGUCCCGCCCGCCAGCGAGACGGGAGGGACGGGGGCCACGCCCGACCCCGGGAAAGCCGACACUCCGUGGUGGGGUGGGAGGGCCGAGCUGGCCUGCGAGAGGCACGCAGAGUGACAGCGGUACCCCCGGCCUCCCCACCCACGCGCCGACGCCCUUCCCGCCCAGCCUCUUUCCUCUCAGGAGAGGCUCGGGCUCGGGGCUGUACUUUUACCCCCACCCCGAACCUGCCGACAGGUCCUUGCAGGGGAGCACGGAACACUUUAGAAGAUGCGUCUUCCCAGAGCCCCUGGUGGGGAAGAUGCGCCUGCUGGAAGUUGAACUUCUGGAAGGUCGCAUCCGCGGGCCCUGGGAGAGGAUUACAGAAGCGGCCAAGUGGCCGGACUUGGUCUAGAGCCGUCUCCAGCGCAGCUCUUCCCGAGUCCGCCACGCUGGGUACGCGGGGACUGGGAGCUGCGCUGGGGAAGGGAGGUGAUGGAAAGGCAAGCUCCGGGCCAGGCUUCCGGAAGGCAGGAACUGUCUUCCCCUCAGGGGGUAGCCCCAGGUUUUCCUAGUCCUGUUUAUUGGUGCUAAUUUUGCUCGGCUUCCUAAUCAGCUGGCUGCACCCAGAGGCAAGAAGAAGGAAGGCCUUGGCCGGCACGGUGGCUCACGCCUAUAAUCCCAGCACCUUGGGAGGCUGAGACGGGCGGAUCCCUGGAGGUC
Molecule: messenger RNA, 2009 nt
Organism: Sapajus apella (tufted capuchin)
Lineage: Eukaryota; Metazoa; Chordata; Mammalia; Primates; Cebidae
Gene: CCDC92B
Product: coiled-coil domain containing 92B
Exons: 4
Coding region: 276-1043 (255 amino acids)
Source: RefSeq, a predicted model, not a curated record